AUGCCGACAUUCCAGGCCAAACCUUUCCGCCCCUCUUCGGCGUCCAAUACGCUACCAGCCCGCUAUCGCGCUCUUCUACGGAAGCACCCAUUCGCCUUAUUUGGCCUGCCUUUCAUUGUUACGAUGGUUGCUGGGAGCUUCUUCCUUACGCCUGCGGCGGCGCUGAGAUACGAGAGGCAUGACCGCAAGGUGCGGCAAAUGAGCAAAGAGGAGGAGCUGGGCAUAGGGAAGGACCGGAGGAAGGUGGAUAUGAAGGAGGAGUACUACAGACUGGCUGCGAAGGAUCUCGACGACUGGGAACAGAAGCGAGUAAAGCGGCUAAAGGGCGAGCACGAUGGGAUUCUAUGA
Molecule: messenger RNA, 348 nt
Organism: Coniosporium apollinis CBS 100218
Lineage: Eukaryota; Fungi; Ascomycota; Dothideomycetes
Product: cytochrome c oxidase assembly protein cox-16, mitochondrial
Exons: 2
Coding region: 1-348 (115 amino acids)
Biological process (GO): mitochondrial respiratory chain complex IV assembly
Cellular component (GO): mitochondrial inner membrane
Source: RefSeq, a predicted model, not a curated record